AUGGCAAAGUUCCAAAAUAUGUGUUAUUUGUUGUUUUCUGCUAAAGUUUUGGGGACCAUUAUUUCUUUUAGUGUUUGUGUGUUAGCAGAUGAUUUGGACAACUUUAGUUUUAACAAUGGACGUUUAAUUAAUGAUUUCUUCUACGAAAAUCAAGAUUUGAGCGCGCUGCAAGUUGAUGAUUGGGAGGAUGAGGAAAGCACGGUGGAGGAUAAACAAGCUCAUGUGCGGACAGCGCUUUUGAACGCUUUGAAAGACGGAAAGCAACUCAGGAGAUUUGCGGAAGUUUUACCAAUUAUUCGAGUAAUGAGUUCACCGCAAAGGAUAGCGCUUGCAGCUUUAGUCUCGGCGCAGAUUGCUCACGAGAAGGAAGGAACUGAAGGAAAUGGUCUGAGUUUGCCACAGGUGCGCAGGAUGUUCGGAGAUGAUCCAGAGCUGAUCCUUCCAGUGACUUUGGACAUAGCCAACUUAAUCCGAGACACCACUCGUGCCAGAGGUCGGUCAAUCGCUUCAGAACAUGAAUUUGUUCCAAAUGCACAGGCACUUCGAAGGAUGCUCGAAUUGCCUCACAAGGAUAACAACGAGGACGAUGACGAAGACGAGGAUGAACACAUAGGAGAAGUCCUGGUCACGUCAGGAGAUGACAGAGAUUUGUCUAAUGAAGUGAUACUUGGGAAUAGUACAAAUAUAAGAGACAAUUUUCGGGAUUUUAAACCGCAGUUUGAUGAUAGUCUAACAAUGAGAAAAAAUGCCACAGAAAGGCCGAAGCCAAUUAAAUUGGCCAAGGACCAACUGGCCAUGCCUUCUGAUGAUAUGCAUAUGGUUGUGGCUUUGCUUCCAUCAAAUGAGACAUUAACUUCUUUCAAUGGCACCAACGAAGAUCUUCCUCAGGCAGAACAACUUAGGUGGCAUAAGCGACCAAUUCCUUUCAAACCGAACCAUUUUCGUCGACCUGGAUUAUCUCACAUUGCAAACGAUUUACUUAACAGUGAUCAAAAAGCAUUGAACUGCUUCUCUAGAUCUUUGUGUUUAUCCACGGAUGAUUAUCCCAUGGAUUCUAUAAAAGCGAGUAUUCGCAGAAAUAAAAAUGCAAUGGCAGCCCUAAUUGUUGAAUAUCGAGAUAAAGACGAUGAAAUUCAAAAUAUUGAUCUCAGUGAUAAACCUGAUUUGGACCGACUUGGAGAAGAAGGAACAAAUUCUGUCCCUGGUACCAUGUGCCCCUCCAUUGUGAGGUACGCAAGGCCCCAAAAAGCAAGAAGUGCUACUGGACACUGGAAAUAUGUUGUGAAUACUGGAGAACAUACUCAAACUUUGAGGCUGGAAAAAUGCAGCCGCCCCAAUGAACCAUGUACCUAUUUGACUGACAACUUCAAGUCCAGAUGUGUACAAGUGUACAAUUACCAUCGACUACUAAGUUGGGAUGCAAACAGAGGACUUCAUGUAGAUAUAUUUAAGAUUCCAACCUGUUGCUCCUGCCACAUCGACGACUACAAGAUUGCCUAUCCUCCAGUAUCACCACAGAAGGAAACCACCAGAGAAGUAUUUCCAGGAAAAGAUUAUAGCAACGAAGCUGACGAAUACCAAGAUGACCAUUUAGGUGAAGACACACAACUUUAUGAAAGAGAUGUAAACCAGUUCCACUUCAGUCCUACAAACACUAAUAAAAAAUAUAAUAAAAAUAAUCUUGGUACUCGUGGUUUGGAUACAAAACAUAGACCGACCUUAAUUCGUGAUUCCGAGUUUGAGUCCAUGAUGGAAGAUCCUGAAACGACUACACAGACUUAUAAUAUGAUCAGUAUGUAUCCUGUAUCAACUGGACGCAGGAAGCCUACGAAAAUCAAGGUUUGCCCAGCUUUUUAGAAGCUCCUAAGCCUCCAAGAACCAGGUUUCCGUCGAGU
This is a messenger RNA of Ctenocephalides felis (cat flea), 1895 nucleotides long. RefSeq names its product neurotrophin 1 (gene NT1). NCBI's taxonomy places the organism in Eukaryota, Metazoa, Arthropoda, Insecta, Siphonaptera, Pulicidae. Gene Ontology annotation, molecular function: growth factor activity; Toll binding. The transcript is spliced from 8 exons. Gene Ontology annotation, cellular component: extracellular region. The coding region runs from base 1 to 1857 and encodes 618 amino acids. The record is from RefSeq and is a predicted model, not a curated record. Gene Ontology annotation, biological process: central nervous system formation; regulation of Toll signaling pathway; innate immune response.